UGCUUUUUCUUCACAACCAUCAUCUGCAAUGUUCCCUACAACUUUAUAUAAUUUCUCUGUACUAUAGUUUAGCCAUUUUUGUUGAGGUUAUAUCUUCAUCCCACAAUGUUCAAUACAACUAACAGCUUUUUGUAGAGCAACUUCACAUUCUGUAGUUUCCAAAAUACAUUUGAAAUAUCACUUCAACAAAAAAAAAUUAACUCAGAAACCUGUAAAACAUUUUAGGUAAGAGGCCAUCCUCUUACCUAUUGAUAGCAGUUGGCAUCACUAUAAGGAAGUAGACCGGCUAGCACUUCAUCAUUCAAAAUUCAUGGUUGGUGGGCUGGAACUGCAGGUCUUUUAAACAAGAGAUAAAGGAAACAAGAUCGUCCAAAAACAGUCUGUUGUAAUGAUUAGAUCUUGGGAAUAAUAAUAUGCCAAAACAUGGUUCAUCACUGUGUCAUGUUUUCCAUACCAAUCCAACCGUAAUGCUCCUUAAGUUUAAAGACGCCAUAUACCUUCUUCACAGUUCUGCCGACUCCAGCAGUUCCUUCACCUAUUUCAAAUCUGCAGUUACUUUCGGUAAUUGUAAAAAAAAACUUUCAUCUUCAAACUGCCGCCUCAAGAUAGGUUUAUUUAAAAAUGUACACUUUUUUGAAAUGGACUUAAAGUUUAAAUGUCCCUUUAGUAUGUUCACGGAAGUGGAAACGGGUAAUUAGCUAAUACAGCUGCGAAAGCUUCAAACAUUGCGCCUGCAUAGACUAAAGACGGAAGGUAAGGUUCAUGAGUUAGUGAUGUUAAUCCCGGGCUCUGGUCGAACACACAGUGGUCCUCCAACUGAGUGAAGCGACGCCAGCCACGAACCUGCGUCCUGGCGCUCCGUCGCUCCACGCCCGCCGCUCCUCAGGAGGAACCGCAAUGGCACCUGAGCAGCUGUCCGGCCCGUCCUCAUACAGACCCUUAUCCCUGAAAUCCACCAAGAGCAACGAGGACAGACCGUGGAAAAUCCAACUCAUUUAUCUGCAGUGCUAUUUCAUUUCUAUUGCCUGUAUCUUAGGAACUGGAAUAUUGGGGUUGCCUGGUAAAGUGGCACAUGCAGGACUGCAACCUUUUUUGGUAUCAUUCAUAAUUGGAUUUUUUAUGCAGGUGUUGUUAAUUUAUCUUUUCGUUGACCUGUUGCAACGAUGUCAUUCAGCUCAGUUAGAGGAGGCUGUGAAGCAUUUUAUGGUGGAACGAAUUCAAAUGCAAGAUUUUGAUGCUCAAGAUCCUGUGCCAAGUUCCAUAGAAGAGGAGGAGGAGGAGGAAGAGGAGGAAACUGAGGAUGCAGAUCAUAUUUUAUUGAACCAGACUAAUGGAGUUAAUUGUUCUGAGAAGGAACAUGUGCCAAACCUACAUAUCCUAGGGUUUCUUUUCCUGAACAAAUAUCUGAGUAGCGUUUUCAAUAUCCUCCUCAUCCUACAAUUCAUUUCAAUUGGAAUCAGUUAUGUCUUGGCUGGUAGUGAAGCUUUUGCUGAGCUUUUGCAAAUAAGGCAUGUAUAUGUCAUUCCAUUUUUCACAUGGAUUUUGUCCUUUGGAAUUAUUUUGGCUCAAGUGAUUAUACAACCAAUCACAUCCAUUUUGACUCUGGCAAAAGGAACUCUGUUAAUCAUUACAGUAAUGGUGACCUUUGUUGUGGGCUCUGAAAUCCAUCAAGAAAUAAGCAAUGAUUUCUCCUGCAUUGGAAAACCCUUUCUAAUGGGCACUGUUGCACUUGGAGGCAUUGUAAAUGUGAUGCCAAUGUUAUUUUCUAAAAUUUCACGAAAGAGAUCUCAGGUAUUGUGGUUUCGCAGAGCUGUCGCUGGAGGCCUCACCACCUGUGCUGUGCUGAAUAUUUUCUGGUGUUGGGCUGUAUUGAAUAUUGUUCCCCAGACAUCUAUACGCAAAAUUCUAUAUGACAAACAUCUAAACAUCAGUAUACCUGGCUACAUAAUUGUUUACUCUAAUAUAUCUUUGGAAGCCUCAGAAAAGGCAGGGGAAAUAGCCACAGUUCCACUUACAAAAAUUAUAAUGGAACAAUACAGAAAGUUUGCCUGGAUGGCCUGGUUCACAGAAAUUUUUAUUACUAUCAGCAUUACUGUUUCUUUUUUGGUCAUUGGAUCUUCAAUGAAGCAUGCAUUGGAUGGUUGGGUGGCUUCCUUCUGGAACGGAAAAUGCAAGAUUGCUUCUAAACCGGGUGAAAAGUCAUGCUUACAACUAUUUAAGAUUAACAAUUUAAAAAGUGUGACUCAAGGAUUAGUUUGCCUUCUGGGAUUUGGUAUAAUUUUUCUGGUGGCUCUGUCAAAUCCAAAGGGAUUCGUUGUUCUGCUUGACAAAGUGACUUCAUUUGCUUUAAAUCUUGAAGCUGGUCUCUUCAUUUUUCUAAUGGUACGAAAUGCUCGAUCAGAGCCUUAUAAGCAUUUAACAGUGCCUUUGCCUGUGAGUCCAAGGAUCUUUUUGUUACAUUGGCUGCUCCCAGUGUAUUUCUUAUUUGCAGUGGGAUAUGACAUAUGUCAGUCUUUGACUUUGUUAGCUCAUGGUUGGCAUCCAAUGCAUUUACUGUCAAAUAAUAGUACAAAUGCCUGAAAAUGGAAAUGUACAAAUUAGUAAUGGAUCCCUGGAAUUAGAAAAGAAAAAAAAUUCAGAUAUUUUGUCUAAUUCUUCCAUUAAUAUGUAAUAAUAUGCUCAAAAAUUAUAUUCUAUUUAAUUUUAAUGUCAUACUGGCAAUUUGCUUUUAAUAUUUUGUCUUCACCACAUAAUUUGCAAUUGCUUGUAAGGAACAAGUUGCUUAAUUUGUAAAAUUACUUGUAUAACAGUUAUUUUCUAGCUGUUUUGGGAAAAAAAUGUCAGAUUUUAAAGCAAGCAGUUUUCAUUCAGUGAAGAUCGAUUUCCUGCAGCCUGAAUAGCAGAUAUAUAUAUUUUUUAAAUAAGCAUUCUGGAACAGAAAAUGCAAAAUCCCUGUUUCUGAUUUGGAGUUGCGGUACGGGAAGAAUAUAUAAAUUCUUGAACAUACUUAAAUAUUCAACACUGUUAAAUAUACAGUGCCUAUAACAAGUACUUACCACACCCCCCCAGAAGUUUUCAUGUUUUAUUGUUUUACAAUUUUGAAUCACAUUGGAUUUAAUUGGGUGUUUUUUUUUCUGACACUGAUCAACAGAAAGACUCUGACAUGAGAGUGAAAACAGAGCUCUACAUUAAUUCUAAAUAUAAAAUCACAAAAUAUUUGAUCUCACAAGUUUUUACCCCCUUUAAUAUGACACACCAAAUCAUUACUGGAUCAACCAAUUGGUUUUAGAAGUCACAUAAUUACUUAAAUGCAGAUCACCUGUGUGAGUCAAGGUGUUUCAAUUGAUGAGGGUAAAAAAAACUACUGGUGGGUCAGUUUUUGGCAGGAUAUUACACCAUGAAGACAAAAGAACACUCCAAGUAAACAAAAAAGAUAGGUGUAGGAGUAGGCCAUUCAUCCCUUCGAGCCUGCACCACCAUUCAGUAUGAUCAUGGCUGAUCAUCCAACUCAGAACCCUGAACCUGCUUUCUCUCCAUACCCCCCGAUCCCUUUAGCCACAAGUGCCAUAUCUAACUUCCUCUUAAAUAUAGCCAACAAAGCAGCCUCAACUGUUUCCUGUGGCAGAGAAUUCCACAGAUUCACCACUCUCUGUGUGAAGAAGUUUUUCCUCAUCUCGGUCCUAAAAGGCUUCCCCUUUAUCCUUAAAAUGUGACCCCUUAUUCUGGAAUUCCCCAACAUCAGAAACAAUCUUCCCGCAUCUAGCCUAUCCAAUCCCUUUAGAAUUUUAUACAUUUCAAUAAGAUCCCCCCUCAAUCUUCUAAAUUCCAGUGAGUUUAAGCCUAGUUGCUCCAGUCUUUCUUCAUAUGAAAGUCCUGCCAUCCCAGGAAUCAAUCUGGUGAACCUUCUCUGUACUCCCUCUGGCAAGAAUGUCUUUCCUCAGAUUAGGGGUCCAAAACUGCACACAAUAUUCUAAGUGCGGUCUCACCAAGGCCUUGUACAACUGCAGUAGAACCUCCCUGCUCCUGUACUCAAAUCCUUUUGCUAUGAAUGCCAACAUACCAUUUGCCUUUUUCACCGCCUGCUGUACCUGCAUGCCCACCUUCAAUGACUGGUGUACAAUGACACCCAGGUCUCAUUGCACCUCCCCUUUUCCUAAUUGGCCACCAUUCAGAUAAUAAUCUGUUUUCCUGUUCUUGCAACCAAAGUGGAUAACCUCAGAUUUAUCCACAUUAAAUUGCAUCUGCCAUGAAUUUGCCCACUCACCUAACCUAUCCAGGUCACCCUGCAUCCUCCUCACAGCCAACACCGCCGCUCAGCUUCAUGUCAUCCACAAACUUGGAGAUGCUGUAUUUAAUUUCCUCGUCUAAAUCAUUAAUAUAUAUUGUAAACAACUGGGGUCCCAGCACUGAGCCUUGCUGGGACCCACUAGUCACUGCCUACCAUUCUGAAAAUGUCCCGUUUACUCCCACUGUUAGGGGGACAGAUAGGAGGUUCUGUGGGAGAGAUCGAGAAUCCUGAAUGGUCUGUUGCCUCUCUGGUGCCAGGGUUCAUGAUAUCUCAGAUCAAGUUCUCAGUAUUCUCAAGAGGGAGGGUGAGCAGCCAGAUGUUGUGGUCCAUGUAGGGACCAAUGACACGGAUAGGAAGGAGGAGGUCCUGCAAAGAGUUUAGGGAGCUAGGUGCAAAGUUGAAGGUCAGGACCUCCAAGGUUGCAAUCUCAGGAUUGCUACCCGUGCCAUGUGCAAGUGAGGCUAGAAAGAAGAAGACAAUGCAGCUAAAUGUGGCUAAGGAGUUGGUGCAGGAAGGAGAGAUUCAUGUUUCUGGACAAUUGGGCCUUGUUCUCGGGAAGGUGGGACCUGUUCUGACAGGAUGGGUUGCACCUGAACUGGAGGGGGACUAACAUCCUUGUGGGAAGGUUUGCUAGUGCUGCUCCAGGGGGUUUAAACUAGAUUUGCAGGGGGAGGGGAACCAGUGUUAGAGCAGAUGGUGAGGUGGAGGAGGAUAAAGGUCAUGCAAGAACUGCAAGUAUAGUGCAUGGAGUAAAGUAACUCUGCUAAGAUGUUAUUGAAAAGCAUGUCAGGGGAUGGAUACAAGAAAAUUUCCAAGUCACUGAAUAUCCCCCUUGGAAUACAGUUGACAAUCAUCAAGAAAUGGAAGGAAUAAAUCUGCUGAGCACAGGCCAUCCUCAAAAACUGAGUGACCAUGCAAGAAUGGGACUUAGUGAGGGAGGCCACCAAGAGACCUGUGACAACUCUGGAGGAGUUGCAAGCUCCAGUAGCUGAGAUGGGAGACUCCACAUACAACUACUUGCUUGGCUGCAUCACCUAUUGCAGCUUUAUGGGAAAGUGGUACACAGAAAGCCACUGCUGGGAAAAAAUCUUGGCUGGAGUUUGCCAGAAGGCAUCAGAGAGACUCUGAAGUCAGCUGGAGAGAGGUUCUAUGGUCUGAUGAAACCAAAAUUGAGCUUUUUAAGCCAUCGGACAUAACACUACCUUUGGUGUAAGCCAAACACCGCACAUCAUCAAAAAUCACACCCUCCCUACCUUUAAGUAUGGUGGUGGCAGCACCAUGCUGAGGGAACGCUUCACUGCAGUAGGCCCUGGAAGGGCUUGUGAAGUUAGAGGGUAAAAUGAAUACAACAAAAUACAGGGAAAACCUGAUGUAGUCUGCAAGAAAACUAUGACUUGGGAGAUUUGUUUUCCAGCAAGACAAUGACCCCAAGCAUAAAGCCAACACUACACAGAAAUGGCUUAAAAACAUCAAAGUUAAUGUCCUGGAGUGGCCAAGUCAGAGUCCAGACUUCAAUCUAAUUGAGAAUUUGUGGCUGAACAUGAAAGUGUCUGUUUACCCACGAUCCCCAUUCAAUCUGACAGAGCUUAAGCCGUUUAGUAAAGAAUGGGGAAAAAUUGCAGUAUCCAGAUGUGCAAAGCUGAUAAAGACAUAUUCCCACAGACUCAAGGCUGUAAUAGCUGCCUAAAGUGCAUCUACUAAAUACUGACUUGAAGGGGGUUAGUAGUCUUUUUCUGUUGAUCAUUGUCAAUAAAAGCCAAAUUAAAUCCACGUGAUUCAAUGUUGUAAAACAAUAAAACAUAGGACCUUCUAAGUCAAGUGAAUACUUUUUAUAGGCACCGUAUGUCUAGAUGAAUAUAUAUAUAUAUGUCUAUUAAUUCACUUACAUAUGUAAAAAUUGUUUCCACUAUUGGGAAUUUUUCUGGUAAUCUUUCGAAGUUGGAAGCUGAAUAAGUUAUGAAAUAGAAUGGCACAUUGGAGACUUUUGGGUAGAAAGUAACAAAAAGCAUGUGAGUAUGCCUUAACUAUACGCAUUGAGGGCUUGUCUGGAGUUCAAAGAUCCUUCAAUAAAAGUCAAGUAUUAGACAAUAGUGCUAUCACAGGACCAGCUUUCAAAUAUUGUAUUUUUUAAUUUGAGUUCAAUCAUGAGGAUUUCUGGAUUGAAUAAUGUCACACUAGACACCUGUGCACUUGACAAUAUAAUUCAUUCUUUGGACCCUGACGAAUAAUGGCAUUGAUCUGUGUAAAACAUCUUUCAGUAUGUGGGAGAAUUGGAAUAGACUAUUCAGAGCAGAGGCAAGACAUAGUUUAUUUUUGCUUUUAGAAAUUCAGAACUACCUCUCCCUAUGCUUGUAGUGAGAAGUGAGGGGGCUGGUAUGUUGCGGCUGUACAUCCUAUUCCUACUGUAUACUGCUUAUCCAUUAUUUUUGAGCUGUAUUGAUAAAUGUAAAUAUUUUCUCUUCAAACAUGCUCAUUGACUUUCAGUAACUGUAGGCUGUAGUUGAAUACAAAAUCAAAUACUAAGAAAAGGAAUUAAUUCUUAACUAUAAUAUGAAGAAUUUAGGGGAUUUUUAAAAUGUUACCUACUUGUUAAGUAAUUGAACAUUCAAAUGAUUUUCAGUCCUUUCACUGAUUAGAACAUUGUUAUGUACUGCUGUUCUAAAAUUCACCCUACAAUUGACACAUUACAAAGGGAAAGAAUAGCAAUUUUGUUCACUUAUUACAAAAUAUCUCAAAGUGUAAUGUUAUUAAGGCAGAGUUGAAUAAACAGUACCAAAUAAAACUACAUAACUGUUCAGAUCAUGCUGUCUCCUACAAACUAGCAAUCCAGAUGACAAUAGUGGUCAAAGGUUUGAGGAAAGAGGAAAAUGCUAAAGCAACUUGGUAGAGGAGGUAACAUUCAAGACUCAGGAGACAACAAGAAGCCUCUUAAUAAAUUUAAAUAUUUAACAAAUUAAAAGUUAAGAACACACACGUACACUCUGCUGAUGUAACUGAUGUGACAUCAGAUAAAACAUUUGAGAUAUCAUGUUUUUUUUUACCACUGUGAACAUUGUUGC
Molecule: messenger RNA, 7347 nt
Organism: Hypanus sabinus (Atlantic stingray)
Lineage: Eukaryota; Metazoa; Chordata; Chondrichthyes; Myliobatiformes; Dasyatidae
Exons: 18
Coding region: 898-2580 (560 amino acids)
Source: RefSeq, a predicted model, not a curated record